Molecule: messenger RNA, 1414 nt
Organism: Lolium perenne
Lineage: Eukaryota; Viridiplantae; Streptophyta; Magnoliopsida; Poales; Poaceae
Source: RefSeq, a predicted model, not a curated record
AUGACAGGACCUUAUUAUGCAAGUUCCAGUUGGUCGGACCUUCCGACGGAUCUCCUCCGCAGCAUCCUGCAACGCCUCGAGCUACGGGAAUCCUUUGACUUUGCUUCCGUCUGCACAUCAUGGUGCUCGGCCGCGGCGGCUGCUGGCAUACCACUUACUUGCAGACCGUGGCUCAUGUCUUGGGCCCACCUCGUUGAGGAACGUGAAGCAGAGAUCAGCUGCAGCUCGGCCGUGACCUGCCAGUUCCGCCAUCUCCUGGACGUCAACAAGUCUUACGAUGUUGAUUUUCCCAAGGGUUGUUUUGUUGCAUGCUGCGGAGCUUCUCAUGGAUGGCUGGUUUUGGUAAAUGAACUCGCCAAUCUCGUUCUCUUCAACCCCAUUACGACGGAGAUGGUCCCUCUGCCACCAAUCACGGAUUGCACAUUUGUGGAGGCAGUAUAUGAUGACCAAGGAAGUAUCCGAGGUUAUCAUAUUUUCUACAAAGAUAAACUACAUGAUGCAAAAGAUGUGGCAACAUGGUUCUACCAGAAGGCAGUGUUGUCCUGUACUCCAUCCAAAGGUGGUAACUACACUGUCAUGAUCAUUCAUUAUGAUAGCAAUUGCCUCUCUUUUGCUAGGGCAGGAGAGAGCAAGUGGCACGUGGUUUCAAAUUUAUACCAACAAGAUCGGUAUGCAGACUGUGCAUACCACGAUGGGAGGUUUUACACAGUGACAUACCAGGGAAUAGUAGAGAAAUAUGAACUUGGUGGAUCAGAUGGACCAAAAAAGGAAACGAUUAUUGCGCAUAGAAACGAGUUUUCAUGCGUUCUUACUAGGCACUUGGUAUCUACACCAUGGGGUGAUCUCUUGCAAGUCCGGGCGAAUCCUGCAAAGCGGGUGGAAAAUGUUAGAUUUGGCAUCAGCAUGGUUCAUCCUGAAGGAUGGAAGAAGGUAUCGCCGCACGAUUUGAUGGAGCAUGCAAUAUUUGUUGGACUCAAUCACUCGACAUGUUUACCCGCAAAAAAAUUCCCUGGUUUAAGACCUCAAUGUAUCUAUUUCUCUGCUCCCUGGAUGGCACCUAAAAUUGAUUUAAUGGGCCGAUGUCGAGGAUGGGGAGGUGCAAGGUCCUAUGACAUAGGAAAAAGAGGUUUCGAGCAUGCUUUUCCCAUCGAAGGGAUGCCUAAAAGUUGGAGCAUUAGCAUGCAUAUCCCUUCGGAGGUAUGGAUCACACCCAAUAUGUAAUACGGGUGUGUUGAAGAGCUUGUAUGUGCAAUAAGUUUAUUGGAAUUGCUUCAGAGGUAUGCAUAUCCCUUCAGUAGUAUGGAUCACACCGAAUAUGUACUAAUAUUUAUGGUCACAGCCUUCAGAAUUAGUGUUUCCUUUGUUAUUUCACGUUAUAGCCUUAUAGGUAGAUUCCACCUUCACUGAGGGAGGG